Molecule: messenger RNA, 2788 nt
Organism: Plodia interpunctella (Indianmeal moth)
Lineage: Eukaryota; Metazoa; Arthropoda; Insecta; Lepidoptera; Pyralidae
Product: UDP-glycosyltransferase UGT5-like
Exons: 4
Coding region: 16-1608 (530 amino acids)
Molecular function (GO): UDP-glycosyltransferase activity
Source: RefSeq, a predicted model, not a curated record
CAAGGUUGAAAUUGCAUGCAACUAGUGCAUUACUUCGGGAUACCAAGUGACGACGGCCGCAUAAUGUAUCGCGUGUUCAUAUUCUCAUUACUUAUCAUUAAUAUUGAUACAGCGAGGAUAUUAGCAGUGUUUCCGACACCAUCUAUCAGCCACCAAGUUGUGUUCAGGCAUUUAACUAAAGAAUUAGCUGACCGUGGACAUAAAGUAACAGUUUUAACGACUGAUCCAGCAUUUCCUAAAGACCGUACUCCUGAGAAUUUAAUUGAAAUCGAUUUACAUAAUGUAUCGUAUACACUUUGGGGUGAAAAAUUUAUAAAAACUGCCAAAGGUAGUACAAAUGACCUUAUCCAUCAAUUGCAAGUUGCUUUUAAUACUUUGACUGAGGUUUUUGAGUUGCAAAUGAAUAUGGAUGAAGUUAAAUCUGUGAUUAAUGAUAAUAAAUAUGAUUUAUUGAUCUUGGAAGGAUUGGCGAAACCAGCAUUGGCAUUAUCGCAUAUAUACAAAGUGCCUGUGAUUCAGUUUAGUUCGCUUGUUCCGAUUUAUAAUAAUCUACAAACACUUGGUGCCUCUGCGCAUCGAUUGCUUAACCCUGAGAUGGUAAGACAAAAGAUCAAUAAUUUGACAAUCUGGGAGAAGAUUACAGAAAUGUAUACUCAGUUUAAAUACGAAAUGGUUUUGGACCAUGAGGAAAUAAAUCAAAAUGCUGCUAUCAAAAGGAUUUUCGGCAAAGAUAUUCCUCCUCUUAGUGAACUGUAUAAUAAUAUUGAUAUGUUGUUCUUAAAUUGUCACCCUUUAUGGGACAGUAACAGAGCUGUCCCACCGAGUAUAAUAUAUUUGGGAGGAAUCCAUAAAUAUCCACUAAAGGAACUAACCAAGGAUCUCAAAGCCUACUUGGACACGUCUAAAAAUGGCGUCAUCUACAUCAGCUUCGGAACCAAUGUCAGCCCAUCAGCCUUGCCAGCGGAAAAAAUACAAAUCCUUGCUAAAGUGUUCUCCAGGUUGCCAUAUGAUGUCCUCUGGAAGUGGGACAAGGAUGAAUUGCCCGGGAAACCGGCUAACGUGAGGAUUUCACAUUGGCUGCCUCAGUCGGAUCUUCUGAGACAUCCAAAACUGAAGUUGUUCGUGACCCAAGGCGGCCUGCAGUCGACUGAUGAAGCGAUAGAUGCUGGAGUUCCUCUGAUUGGCAUUCCUAUGUUGGGAGACCAGUGGUUCAAUGUGGAAAACUACGUAAAGCAUGGUAUUGGCGUUCGGCUGGACAUGGACACCCUAACAGAAGAGAAGUUCCAGGAUGCUAUUGAUAAAGUUAUCAAGGAUCCAAGCUAUCGCCAGAACAUUGCGAAGCUUCGUGACCUCAUAAACGACCAACCGCAAACCCCCUUGGAAAGGGCAGUAUGGUGGACAGAACACAUUCUUAGACAUGGCGGGGGUCGACACCUGAGGUCCCCUGCAGCUAACAUUCAUUGGACACAGUACUAUGAAGUAGAAUUAAUAUCCUAUCUACUUUUUGGUCUACUGGCUGUCUUAGCACUUUCUGGAGCUGUGAUAUUCUACACUGUGCGACAUAUAUCACUGUUGAUUAAUAAAAAUAGCAAAUUAAAAACAAAUUAAUAUGAUAUAUGUGGGAAAUCUUCCUAUUAAAAAUAAUAAUUUAUUAGGUAACUAAAUUAUAUUGUAUUAAGUUUUGGUUUUGUCUAAGAUAAAUGUAUGAAAAAGGGAUGGGAUAUUUUUUAAACAAUUUAGUCUUGCAUAAAUUAUCACUAUUUAUAUUGUAAUAAUACAAUACUCCAUAUUAAUAUUAUAAAUACGAAAGUCUGUCAGUUUUUUCUGUCUGCAAAAAAAUUGGCUACCGCGGCUAUAGUAGUAAAACAAUAUAAUUAAAAAAUCAAAUUCGGGAAUUUUUCAUUAAGGUGAUUGCACAAUAAUUAUAUUAGUAAUUGUUAUUUAAUUUAGAACUAACGUUAUCAGUAACAUCUAACAUAUUGAAAUAAUAUGUCAAAAAUGAAGGCAAUAGAGAUAAAGCGGGGAAAUAUAUUUGUCUGUAAUCGUGGACAAACUGUGAGACAUGAUUCCGGUUAUAUCGCAACAAAAUUAGCUAAAAUUAUUAUUAUAUACGUAUUCAUAUUUUAAGGAAGCUCUAGUUGAUAAAACAUAUUUUUUUUAUAGUAAUCUUAAAAUGAAAUAUUAUUUUUAAGCAAUGCGUGAAAUAAAGUGACUAUUACUUCGUUAUUUGAAAUCUAAAAACAUAGGUACAUUUGUUAUCGCGAUCUUGCACGUCGUUAUUCGAAUGAGACGGCUAUAUUUCUACGAGCUUCUACGCAGUGUGUAAGUGUAUUGACUGUUUUUCCAAAUGGCUUAGAAAUAUAGAUUAGUUAUUUAUGCGUGAGCGAAUCAUCUAAAUGUAAUAAUGAACAUAUGAGUGUAAUUACCGAAAGAAAAUCUGAAUAACAAAAAUAGUUAAUUGACGUCCUUGGAGAAAAGGCUGCGGUGAAGUGUGUUGCGCCGCUUCUUCUCCACCUGCGCUUUGGAAGUCGGCAGUAGACUCAGUAGACUAAUUAAUUUUUUGACUUCAAUAUGUGAUGUAUAUCAUCCUAAAUUGGAGAAAGAAUUUUGAAAAUCGCUUGAGUAGUUCCGAAGAUUGACCCUUACACACACAAACGCCUACUUCUUAAUAAUAUAGUGUUGAUUAGUGUAGAUAAUGCGAUUUUUUCUAGGUCUAAGGCAAAUUAUUGCAUAUUGUGUAAUAAAAACAUGAUUUUAUUUUAUAAAAUUAAAAGUUCGUGUUUUGUUA